AUGUCGACUAUAGUAUUAUCAGAAGACAACCUCACUUUGGAUGACUUUCUCCAGCUCCAAUCCUUGUUGAAUCAUGAACAAGGUGAAUGUGAGAAGCAUAUUGAAGCGUGCCAGCAGCACCAACAGCAACAGCAACAACAACAUCACCAUAAACCUCACGUCCAUCCUGUCCACCAUCACCAUGCUCGCCCUGUCAAGUUCCGUCGUGCCAUCAGCUCUGAAGCAGCGCAUGAAUCUCAACAGGAGAAGCAGCGUCUUGCUCAAGCUUUACUGACAUUGCAGUAUCUCAAGGACCAAUACAGACGCCAACGCGCCGCAGAAAUCCAAGCUUACCUCAAUGAAUAUCGUCGUCAAGCUUUGAUUAGUAGUAUCUUGCGAGAAGAGGAAGAAAGAUAUUAUCGUCAAUGCAUCGCAGCUGCUUUGGAGCAGCGACGUGUAAAUCUACUCUGGCAACAAUUUGUGGAGGCCAAGAAGCAAGAGACGUUACUUCAGCAACUGCAAAAGCAAGAAUUGUGCGAGCAGUUGGAGCAGCAACAGCAAGAGCAGGUGCGCGAAGAAGAAGAAGAAGAAGAAGAAGAAGAGGAUGAGGAGGAAGAGGAGCAAGAUGAUGAUGGCUACUCGGAAUAUCACUCUCAACAAUUGGCUAAUCUGUUGAAGCAAAUAUUUGCUCAGCAACAGCAGCAGCAACAGAAGGAAUCAGACGAAACAAUGUCUCCAUCUCCCGCUCCCGUGCCCGCCGCCAAUGUCAACGUUAACAGCAAGUCGAAAGACGAUGAGCAAAAGUCCAUGGCAGAGGUUUGGAAAUACCUUAAUGAACAAAAGGCCGACUCCGAAACGCCUCGAAAUGCAUUUUUGUCCUCAGAGCAAGACCGGGUAUUAGGCUCCGGUGAGGCGUCACCACACCAAGAAGAGCAGACUGUGGAAACGAAUCCACAAGAUGAGCAACAGGAAGCAGAAUCUAUUGGUAGCCCUGCAUCUGUCUUAUCGGAUGAAGAUCAAAUUAAGGCACUACCCCCUUUGCAAGAUCAUGUGGUGACAUUGCAAGACUUGAUCCAAAAGCUAGCCGCAGAGCCUGUCCUUGUGGGUGAGGAAUACAACAAAUUCGAUGCUCCUCCCGCUCCAUCUUUGAGCAAGGACGUGCCUUUGAAGGAACGCACCCUGCCUACACCUCUUGAUACUGGCAAGGCCACUGCAAACGACACAGCAGCAGCAGCAGCAGCAGCAGAAACAGCAGACCACGGCAAGGACAAGAAGGAUGUAGAAGAAGACAAGGCAGAGAAGCCAUUUUUGCCUCAGCACAUCUUCACCGAAGCUGAGCCUACCCCUACACUGGAAAAUAUGCCCAAUACACCACUGGACAACGCAUCUAUCAAGGAUGAGUCUCAUUUUGCUGAUACAAUUGCAGCUGAGCAACAGAAUCAAGAAAUACCAGCUGAUCCACGCAAAGACAAGGCCAACGAGGAAUUGGAUCAUAUCUCUGACCAAUUGUCUCAUAACAGUGAUCUUGUCCAACGCUGGAACUCAGUGUUAUCACAUGCAAGCAACCUUAGCUUUAGUAAACAGCCUGAAGGUACAUUACUGUUGACUGCAUCUACAGAUGCUAAUCGUCAAUUCUUGGGAUCUGAGGACGAAAUCAUGCGGGUAAUGCUAAAAUUGGAUUCGAUUGAUUCAUUUGGAGACGACGACAUUCGACAAAAGAGAAAGAAGCUUGUCAAGAAAUGUGAACACAUGUUGGAGGAAUUGGAUCAAGUCAAGAAAACUCAAUGGGAAAAAGUUGUUUCCUCCAAUAAACAGGGCCACACCAAUCGUCGCCGCCGCAAUAAGAAGAAGAAGCAUCACAGAAAAUAA
Molecule: messenger RNA, 1848 nt
Organism: Mucor velutinosus
Lineage: Eukaryota; Fungi; Mucoromycota; Mucoromycetes; Mucorales; Mucoraceae
Exons: 1
Coding region: 1-1848 (615 amino acids)
Molecular function (GO): protein-folding chaperone binding
Source: RefSeq, a predicted model, not a curated record